GUAUGAGGAAGUAUACCCUGUCAUGGGUGUAUGCUUCCUCCAUCUCUCUCACCAGCUGUGAGAGAGAGAGAGGAGAGAAACGUACACUCGUAACAUGUGGUAUUUUCUCGCUCAGGACAGCUCUGUAUAUAUAUUAACUCUACUCUCUGUUCUUUACUCUCAGUUCACAUACCUCUCUGUUCUCUCUCAAGCAAAGAAAAACCCAAAUCAACACUGCAAAAUAUGGCCUUUGUGUCACAGUUAAGCCAAUUCAGUCUCUCAGUGGUCACUCCACAAACCCAAUUCACUCCCAAAGCUUCAGUUUUUGAGCCAAAUUCUGUUAAAAUCGGAGCGAAACGGGUCGAGAAAACCCGGAUUUGGACCGGGGAAUUGGUCCGGGAGAGGCCGAGUUUCCGGGUCAGAGCGGGGAGCGAAGAGGAGUUGGGUCCUAAGAAGGAAGAGGGGCCCGCGGUGGCGGUGGUGAAGGAGGUGAAGGCGGUGGCGGAGGAGGUGGUGACGGCGGCGCCAAGAGAGAUCGAUAGGCUGAAGAAGGCUUUGGUGACCUUGUUUAACGGGACUGACAGGGGGCUAAGUGCGACGAGCGAGACAAGAGCCAAGAUUACCGAGCUUAUCACGCAGCUGGAGGCGAAAAAACCCAUCCCUGCACGCACUGAGGCCUUGACUCUUCUCAAUGGAAAAUGGAUUCUCGCGUACACAUGUUUUGCAGGUUUAUUCCCAUUGUUGUCGAAGGGUACACUGCCCUUAGUGACGGUAGAAGAAAUAUCACAAAUAAUUGACUCAGAAAAUGUUACGGUCGAGAAUAUUGUCUUGCUUGCUGGGCCAUUGGCUACAACUCCAAUUGGUAACGGUGCCAAGUUUGAAGUCCGAAGUCCAAAGAGUGUGCAGAUGAAAUUUGAAGAAGGUAUCAUUGGGACUCCCCAAUUAACUGACUCCAUAGUGAUACCCGAAAAUGUGGAACUUCUGGGGCAAAAGAUUGACCUUUCGCCCUUCGAGGGCUUAAUCAACUCUGUUCAAGACACAGCUUCAUCUGUUGCAAAGACCAUUUCCAGCCAGCCACCAUUGAAGGUCUCUUUCUCAAAAAGCAAUCCUGAAUCAUGGUUACUUACCACUUACCUUGAUGAAGAACUUCGAAUUUCAAGGGAAGAUGGUGGCGGUGUGUUUGUUCUCAUCAAGGAAGGCAGCUCUCUCUUGACAACCUGAGCAAACUAAAAUAUUCUUUUAUAAUUUCUUAUAAGGAUACCGCCUCAACAAAGACAUUUUAUGUAAUAAAUCUUUGGUGAUGAAUGUAAACUGGACCUCUGAAAUGGUGUUUGUAAAGAUAUGAAAGGGUAUAUCCAUAACUUA
Messenger RNA from Quercus robur (English oak), 1344 nucleotides. Its product is annotated as plastid-lipid-associated protein, chloroplastic-like. NCBI's taxonomy places the organism in Eukaryota, Viridiplantae, Streptophyta, Magnoliopsida, Fagales, Fagaceae. The record is from RefSeq and is a predicted model, not a curated record. The coding region runs from base 223 to 1200 and encodes 325 amino acids. The transcript has 3 exons.